AUGUCUAUAUGUGUUGGUAACGUACGGCUCGCACUGGCUCGGUCCAUUCAAGGCUGGUGUGGGCCCACCGGGGCGAGCCGGGGCUCUCACAGCGCGAAGGUUCCGUACGGGGUUAAGCAGAGUGCAGGUUACAAGGAGAGCAGGCUGCAGCGGAGAUUGGCUCUGGAGGCGGCCCGCAAGCAGAGGGAGGCCAGGGGUUUGAUUUUGGACACCAGGAGCAGUUUGUUUAUGUGUCUCAGGCACAACACGGGAAUAAAUUGGUUCAGGGCCCAGGAAAUUCUUAAGCACUUGGAAAUGCACGUCAGACAUCCGUCCGAUGGAAUUGACGCUAGCCUCCGCGAUAAGAUAACAGCUGCUGCCAACCUCGUAAAGGCCAAGUCGCGCCAAUAG
Molecule: messenger RNA, 390 nt
Organism: Babesia microti strain RI
Lineage: Eukaryota; Apicomplexa; Aconoidasida; Piroplasmida; Babesiidae
Product: conserved Plasmodium protein, unknown function
Exons: 2
Coding region: 1-390 (129 amino acids)
Source: RefSeq, a predicted model, not a curated record